CGCGAGGGGCGUGGCGCUGGUAUGUCGCCUUCGUGCGUAUCAGCGUGCAAGUGGGAUGCUCUGCUGGUUGCAGAUCAGCGCUCAGUAGGUUAAUCUGCACUUCACGGGAUUCAACAGCUUGCUGCCACUUACAUGUUCCCACAACUUUACGUCUUUAUACUUAGCCUCAUCUAAUUGAAUCCUUUACUUUCUUUGCUCUAGUACAACUCGGCAAUUAUGGCUAUAGACGCGCCUGUUAUUUUAUCCGCUCUCUUCUUUACAAUCAUCGCCAUUAUUGUUGCCUCGGCAUUUUUAGCUAAAAAAUCUGCACCAAAGAACGGCAAGCAGAAGCGAGAAAAAGAGGCGAGACCGGAGCAUACUGCUGAGGUCUCUGAGCCCAGAGUGAAGCCCACCAUAGCGGAGGAGAAAAGACAAGAAGAGCCCGUUUCAGCUCCUCCUGUCGUUGAGGAGAUUGGAGUCGCAGAUGAGCCCCCGGCUCUUGAAGCUGAAGUCGCCUCAGUACACCAGGCGCAAGUCCAGGCUGCCCCAGAAGAGGAGCCCUUACCUGAAGUCAUCCCAGCCUCUGCUCCUGUGGAAGUGCCCACCUCUGAGCCUGUCCCAGAACCAGAGCUCAAACCCACCCCAGAAAAGAUGGUUCCAGAACCUGUACUAGAGCUGGUCUCAGAAUCUGUCUCUGAGCAAGUUUCAGAAGCUGCCCCCCAACUGGACUCACAUCCUUCUUUUGUGUUGGUGUCAGAAACUGCUCCUGAGUUGGUUUCUGAACCAGCCCCUGAACCAAUCUCACAACCGGCCCCCGAACGAUUCUCAGAACCAGUCCCUGAACCAGUCUCACAACUGGCCCCCAAACCAGUCUCAGAAACGGCCCCUAAACCAGUUUCAGAACCAGCCCCUGAACCAGUCUCACAACGAGCCCCUGAACCAUUCUCAGAACUGGCCUCUGAACCAGUUUCAGAACCAGCCCCUGAACCAGUCUCAGAACCGGCCCCUGGACCAGUUUCACAACCGGCCCCCGAACAAGUUUUAGAACCGGCCCCUGAACCAGUCUCCGAACCGGCCCCUGAACCAGUCUCACAACCAGCCCCUGAACCAGUCUCAGAACCAGCCCCUGAACCAGUCUCAGAACUGGCCCCUGAACCAAUCUCAGAACCAGCCCCUGAACCAGUCUCAGAACCGGCCCCUGAACCAAUCUCACAACAGGCCUCUGAACCAGUCUCAGAACCAGCCCCUGAAGCAGUUUCAGAACCUGCCCCUGAACCAGUUUUAGUACCAGCCCCUGAAUUAGUUUCAGAACUUGUCCCGGAACCUUCCCCUGAACCAGUUUCAGAACCAAUUUCAGAACUAGCCCCAGAACCAAUUUCAGAACCAGCCCCUGAACCAGUUUCAGAACCAAUUUCAGAACCAGCCUCACAACCAAUUUCAAAACCAGCCCCAGAACAAGUUUCUGAGCCUGUCCCAGAACCAGUUUCAGAACCUGCCCAAGAAUCAAUUUCAGAGCCCACUCCUGAAUCACUUUCAGAAUCCACUCUUGAACCAGUUUCAGAAUCUUCUCCUGAGACCAUUUUAGAGCCAACUGUUGAGCCUCUUUCAGAACCAGUUCCAGAACCUGUUGGGGAGCAUAAUGAUGUGGCAGCUGCCCCAGUGGAGGCUGAAGGCAAAACUUCAAGUUUCAAACCUGGCAAAAAGAAAGCCAUGAAAUUUGACACAAGGAUGACGAAGGAAGAGCUGGAGGAGGAGCAGAGGUCAGUGUUUCUGGAUGGCCACUCUGACAAUAGUAUCAAAACACAAACAGUAUUUAUUCACAAACCUGUUCACAAAACUGAACCACUUUCCAUGUGGCAGUUGAAGCUAAAAGAGCAAAGAUGCCUUGAAAAGAUAUCACUUUAAAGUAUGAGAAAAAGAGGCUGGUAUACCAUCAAGGCAUGACAACUUUGAUGAGUGUUUUCAGAUACGUGCAUUUAGAGAUCCUUAUCUGAGCACCAACAUGUAUCCAAUCCACACUGCCUCCGACUUAGCUUCCCUUCAGGUAGGAAUAUCAGCUCUCAUUUUUUCUCAUUUUUCUCUCUUUUUUUGUUUCUUUCUCUCUCAUUUUUAAAAAUCAAGUUUAAACAAAUGAAGAUGUAGUUGUCAGCAUAGGCUGGAUAACAAUAGAUUACUCAAAGACAGUUUCUUCUGUGUUGUGUAGCUGAGUAAUUUAGGAUAUUAGAUUAUGAUUAUUAUUAUUAAGGUGGACUUAUAUUACAUAGAUGCAAUGUUUGUAUGCUAGGGCAGAGUCUUUUUCUGAUUUUUUUAGGAGUCUGCAAACUAGUAUGUGGUGGGCAGGCUAUCAGUAAAGAGGCUGUUUUUACUGAGGAUAAUACCUUAUAAUCUCUCCUCUGUGACAUCCUGCUAGUCUUGCGAUUUGCAUGAAGACAGAACAGACUUGCAUAACUGCAUGCCUUCACUCAUAUCUGUAGCAUGCUUCCUGCACGGGGUCUGCUAUCGGUAGAGAAGCAGUCGUGGGGGGCCCCAGGGCUUGUGUGGAGCUGUGUUCUUUUUCCCCACUGCAGAGACAGGGAGUGGGUGGGGAUGGGUCUGCUAGAUAAGGGCAUGGAGACGAAGUUAUGGAGGAUAGUACUUCUGGCAGAGACAGCAGUGCCUUUGUUUUUCUGAAUCUGUUGUUCUGUAGAUGAAGUGGAUAUCUUGAGUAGGAUCUGAUUGAUCUGAAUCAGGGCUCGAAAAUAACACAUAAGCUCCAUUAUUGCAUUCCCAUGAAGCCUCAGGGAGCUAUGGAGAGGAUCAAAACUCCAACACAAACUUGUAAACUAAAGCUAUGCAAGCUUUUCUGCUGGAUUGCUUUCAGUUCUGUCCAUAAGUAAUUAGUUAAUCUGGAGAUUUCAAUCAGUAUUUAAGUAAUUUACCCUUAACACAAGGUGUGAAAUACAGAGGGUCCUGCAGGGUCCAGGACCACCUAAUUAAUCUCUUGGGAACCCUGAAUGUCUCAAAAUCAAAAUUCUGGAGGGUGCAUAAAAAUAAACUUAGUAUAAGGUUACGCUGUUUGUUAGGGGGCGGAGUGGGUAGCGCUGUCGCCUCACAGCCUCGAUUCCCUGGCUGGGUGACCGGGGUCCUUUCUGUGUGGAGUUUCCUCCGUGUUGUCCGGUUUUCUCCCGCAGUCCAAAGACAUGCAGUCCGGCCAAUUGGACAUGCUAAAUUGCCCCUAGGUGUGAGUGUGUGAGUGGAUGUAUAUGUCUGCGUGUCUGCCCUGUGAUGGACUGGUGACAGAAUGGUGAUGGAAUGUUGUAUUCUGCCUUCCACCCACUGACUGCUGGGUUGGGCUCAGGCUCCCCCCCCGUGACCCAGAAGGAGAAGUGGCUUAGAAGGUGUGUUUGUGUCUUUGUUAUGGAAAAAUAGACACUCAAAUUCAAUUGGUGAGCUUCUGUCUUUAAUAUUCUUAACUGUCUAUGCAGCACUGGUCUGGGGUGGCAAAAUUAGUUCACCCUGUUGGUCCUUAGCCUAGUAACAAUAUGCUGUAGCAUAUUUGUAAAUCAGAAAACAUGCCCAAUUUCGUAAGAGACUGGUGGAAAGAGUGAGUUGUUACUUUGACAACACAUUUCUUUGACAACACAAGAGGAGAUAUGCAAGAUCUCAGUUAAUGUGUGGAAGAUCCACAUUACCAAACCAGAAAAGAGCCUUUCCAAAGGAAGAAUUGUUGAACCAAACAUUUUGGUGCCACUGAAGCAAGCAUCAGCACCGCCAGGGGGAGUAAAUUAGCAGUUAGCCAAUUUCAGACACACCUUGUAUUUGUUGUAGAUGAUAAAUACUAGCACUAGUGCACAUACAACUCAAGUUAGGAUCGUGUAGUUUUUUGCCCUCCUCUGUUGGGGGUUUUAGAAGCUAGGCCACGACUGAUAUUAAGGCUCUGUGGGUUUAUUGGUAUCAGGGAAUAGGGCUAGGUAUCAAAAUUCAAUAGUUUUAUGGUACUGACUGAAUUACUGCAGAGUAUUGAAAAUUUUAAUGUCAUUCAGUGCCAGAUACGAAUACUUAAGUAGUCAAUCUUAGCACCAUCUGUGAGCCAGUAAGCAUGCUUAUUCCAAAAUUUAGACUGUAUGUCUGUUAAUAUCAGUGCUUCUUGAUUAGUCUGUAAACAGGAUGUAACAAUAUACAAAUUUCACAAUUGCAUGAAAGUAUAUGUUUUAGUUACAGAAUUGAAAAAGAAAUGCUGAUAUAACUUUAGUAUUUAUUUUUGUUUUUACUUCUUUUGAAGUAAUUCUCAGAAUGUUUUUUUUUCUGAAAGACAGCAGUGCUUGUUGAACAGGAUAACUGGCACAAGUUGUCUUCUUGGAAGAUGUAAAUAAAAAGCAAUAUAAACAAAACUGCUUUAUAAGGCUACAUCUCAAAAUUAAAUUAACUGAGCUUUACAAGAUCAUUUACAAUUGAUCUUGUGUUUGUAUAUAAAAUGUGACUAUUACCUUUUGACUGAAAAUGAGUGUGAGAGGGGAUUUUCUAACAUCGCUCAGUAACUCACAGCAAACUACAGAAUCCACAACAGAAUAGAGGGGUCUACAACCAAAUCAAGGUGCAAAUCAGUAGCUAUUAACAACCCCACUAAGCCAGUUAUUUGUUUCACUCACUCAGAAACAGCACUUGGAUCCUGUGGGGAGAAGCAGCUACUAAGACUGAGAUUAUUAAUAUUAAUUUGCUUGUUUUUUUAUAUUUUAAAGAAUGCACACCCCUAACAGCGAUUAUUAGUUUCUUGAAAGUGUUAAUGGUUUUAGUUCUUAUACUACUAUUACUCAAGUCUGCUUUGUUUGCUUUCACCAGCUACUCACAUUUUUUGCAGCAAUACAGACUGAACUGGUAAAUUUGAAAUCAAAACUUGCAAAGGUUAACUUAGUUUACCUUUAAAAAUCAGGUUGUUUAAAAAUAACUGUUCAAAUAUCACUGAAGUAUGUAAAAUGCACCAAAAUCUGACCUUAGCACCAAGACAACAUGCUACAACCUAAACCUUUGAGAUAAUACAUAUAAGUAUUUUGCAUAUGUGUAGCUGUGUUGCAGAGUAAAGAUACACUAUGUGCAUAAUGUGUUUUCGCCCCAUCCUUCAUCU
Molecule: messenger RNA, 5080 nt
Organism: Colossoma macropomum (tambaqui)
Lineage: Eukaryota; Metazoa; Chordata; Actinopteri; Characiformes; Serrasalmidae
Product: FILIA-N KH-like domain-containing protein
Exons: 3
Coding region: 217-1884 (555 amino acids)
Source: RefSeq, a predicted model, not a curated record